Molecule: messenger RNA, 561 nt
Organism: Raphanus sativus (radish)
Lineage: Eukaryota; Viridiplantae; Streptophyta; Magnoliopsida; Brassicales; Brassicaceae
Exons: 1
Coding region: 1-561 (186 amino acids)
Molecular function (GO): RNA-DNA hybrid ribonuclease activity; nucleic acid binding
Source: RefSeq, a predicted model, not a curated record
AUGAAGAUCUUUCCUUGGAUAAUAUGGUACAUAUGGAAAGCGCGCAAUGAAAAGCUGUUCAACAACAAGGAUUUCUCAUCGCUAGACACACUUCAACUAGCCACGAGUGAAGCAGAAAGCUGGACCAUUGCUCAGCUCGUACCAGCGAUGGAAGAAACCGAGCCAAACAUUGCUAUGGAGGGAGAACAUGAAGCGAUCACACCGCCGAGUCCUCCAAGGUGGAGAUGUCUGGUAGAUGCCUCGUGGUUAAGUGAUCGAGAAGACAUUGGUAUGGGAUUUGUGAUAUUGGAUGCAGGAGUGACUAUCCUGUUCGGGGCAAAGCGAAGAAACAGGGCAGAAUCUCCCCUACACGCGGAGGCUGAAGGGCUUAUAUGGGCACUACAGGAAACGAUUAAAAGGCGAUCCAUGAUAAUGCAUUUUGAGUAUGACUGUCAACAAUUGGUGAACCUGAUACAGAAAGAUGAAGAGGAGUGGCCGGCCCUGGCAACAGAAUUAGACGAAAUUAAAGCUUUAGCAAGUUGCCUCAGUACUUCUCCAUUUCAUACGUAUCACGAUCGUUGA